AAGAGACGCAAUCAGAUGGGGAUUCGUGGGGACAAAAGUAGUGGACUUCAUCGGCGUAAUUUUCUACUACGCUUUUCUUUUGGAGCGGUUUCUGAUACCCGAACACAAAGACAUUGGAUUGCGCGCAUUCACCCUCCAAGAGCUCAUCUUGAAGGCGGUUAAUAACUUCGCAGUGGGACUGAUGUUCCUUUUGCUGGCCUUUUACGUCGUCCUUGAUACGACUCAGAACCUAGUGGGCGAGUUACUCAAGUUCGGCGAUCGUCAGUUUUAUGAGGAUUGGUGGACGUCCACCAACUACUCAGACUACUUCCGAACAUGGAACAUGGUGGUGGGCGACUGGCUUUACACGUACAUUUACAAGGACAUGUACGAACAUGUCGUGCCGGGCAACAAAACCAUCGCAAAAAUCACCGUUUUCUUGGUAUCCGCUGUCGUCCACGAAUGGGUUCUGACUUACAUGUUUGGGUUCUUUUUCCCCGCCCUUUUCGUUGCCUUCAUCAUUGUGGGCACCGUUCUGAGCUUCAUCAGAAGCCCCAAGCUGGAUAUCGUCAAUAUCCUGUUCUGGUACAUGCUGACUUUGGGCUCAGGGCUCCUAUCCAGCGCCUACGCUAUGGAGUACUUUAUCAGGGUGAACCUGCCCAGUGAAGGUACUUCGUUGAUGGACUUUCUCAUUCCCAGAUUGUUUACCAGUGAUUCUAUAGUGUAUUGAUUUUUUUUGUAAAACUGAAUUCGCCUUUUUUUGAAUUCUGGACAAAGUUGAUCAGGAAAAACGCUCAUCCGCCAUCUGAGCUCGUAUCGAUCACCCAAAAAUCCCAACCUUCUCACCCAACAGAAGAAAUCUCCAAUCACACGAAAGAUUCAGCUUUGUUGGGUUUAAAUUCACGUUCUCAUUGUUUCUAAUGAUGAAUUUAAUUGCGACGCAGGAAUUUGUUGAUGGAUUUCUAUUUAAAACGCUGAAAACAAGCGUGCUUUGGCUGCGCACAUCAAUAUUCGAGCGCGCUGAUGCGCACAUUAAUUAAGGAAGUAAAUGUUGCACCAGCGGUCCUCGGAACAUCAACCAAGUCGCUGUAGAUGGGGUUUUUUAAGGGUCGUUGAAGAAGUUUCUUAAGGAGAGAAGAGAUUAUGGAGUUUUCCAUUUUUUCGACGCCAAAAGUUUCCAUUGUUGCACGGGCACACCGAUAGGGAUCAGUUGCUGAUUUUUAUUUUUCACUCGAAAACGAGGCGUCGUACGAAAAAACUAUAAGAGACCUUUUCGUUUCCCAAUUGAACAGGGAUUCGGAAAGUGAUUUGGACUUCCGGAAAAAUCGGGGGAAUUUCGAGGUUGCCUCCAAACUGAUCCUGAGAGUUCGGCAAAACUUUCUCCACUCCUCACGGCCAAACAGGUGAUCCUGCCCUUUGAGUCUCUCCGAAUUUUUAGAUUCUCCUUUUUUGGCUUAAAGAACACUUGAAAUUAAGCACUUUCAGAAAAAAAUUCCUGGAUGGACCAUCAAUCAAGCCAAAAAACCCUUGCAAACUUGUGAAUUUCGCUUUUUUUUCAAAAGUUUGAACAUCUUCUAACGUCGCCAAUUGAAUGAGGUUAUCAGCGUCGGAUUAUUUGUAUCUUUAAGCCGGGUUCUCAUGAGUCCGGAAUGCGUAUCUUCCGACCAAUCAGAAGUUGAACGCAUGCGUUAGCCUCACCCAUCCGCAGAAGUUCCCAAAUUUUAAUAUUGAACGUGAAAACCUAGGUUAUCUCCAGUGAUGCUCCAGUGAAAGGUUAUGUUCAGCGGCGUCAUUUUCAUUUUCUUAGAACGUAGGUACAAAGACAAAAGCAGAUUUAACUUUUGGUUUCGAACGUUUAUUUCAUGAGCCUCAAAAUACUGGCCAGAAAAAAUGUAGAAAAAAGAGUUGCAUCGUGUCUCGCUACCCGAAAGAGAUGGCAACACUGUCGGCGGAAUGCGGAAAAAUAAUCCGGAUACAUAUGAACUGCGUGAAUGGUAGUAGUAGGCUGCGCGCGCACUUUUCGCACUCCGCUGCCGCAAAGCAUUCUGGACCCAUGACGCCACGGUGUUGCCACGUAUUUUUCCUUUGGUUAGUUUUGAGUUUGUUUGUGUUAACGUUGAAGCGAUUUUUUAAUGAAACCAAAAAAUAUUUGCAAAAACGAAAGAGUUAAAUAAUCUAAACCGACCCAAACGGCUUAAGUUAAAGUGUUCUUUAAGUUAAAACAAGAAAAUAAUAAAAAUAUGCAGAAACUGCUAGUCGUAACCCCAGCAACGGGACUAGUAAGAAUAAUUCACCAACUGUUUGGAAUAAACUGAACCGGUGGUGAAAAUUGUGCAGAGAUGCUCAGACGUCGGUCAGCAUCUGGACAACUGGUGGGGGAAACUGAUCUGUCAUGAACGUCAGAAGCAUAUGAGUGGAAAACAAUAGUGCGUCUCAAGUGUAAAUAAAUACAGUGAAAUGUGAGCGAAGGUAGCGAUCAGAAUGAGUAUAUAACACAAUAAGUGUCCCGUAUCAGACUCAUUAGCUAUUAAUUUGUCGGCUCAAUCUCAGCGUAGGUUAGUCGGUGAAUUAUCAAAACAGUUCUUUUAUCUAUUAUUAUCAUUAUCUCUUAUCGAUUACGCGAUAUUCAGAUUUGCUAGUGAAAAAAUUUGACCGCACUUGUAAAAAAUCCCAUUCAACAUGGUACUCAGUUCGGUGUUGUGCAUCUCAGAUUUGAACGGUACGAACGCGUCCAGCCUGCAUUCAGACUUUCUGGAACCGACAAUGUUCGAGGUUCCACUAUGGUUCGAAGACAUUCCAAACAUGCCCUGGUUAUGGUCGGUUAUCGGGUCCAUACUGGUUGGACUCACUGGAGUGCUUCCCGUGUUCUUCAUGGAUGUCGAAGAAGUCGGUAGCAUGGGCAAAGGAGAAGCGCGAACCUCCUGGAUCCUGCCGUUUACAGCAGGAUCGUUCUUACAUAUCGGCCUGGUGACUGUUCUGCCCGAUUUGCUCAAAGAAGAAAGUCCGACGGAAUCCUUCAAGCAGAUGUGCAGCUUUAUUGUCGGCAUCAUGUUGAUUUCGAUAGUUGGCAAUAUAUUCGAAUAGAGUUUGCACGUUGGACGACAAAUCAAACGCGCAUUACCAGUACAUGAAUUACACCCAUUAGUUUGACUGAAAGUCCGACGUCUACUUCGUAUACUGGUAAUCUCGAAUGCCAUAUUAAUAGAUUUACAGUAUUUUAGUUGAUUGUGACUUAUCGGGGUAUAAUGGAUAUAUCCGGGUGAGUUCGCCACACUGUGAAUUGAACAAAUGUUCCAAAAUACUCGUUACCAAACUACUGGUGAAGAUCGGGGGAUUUUCAUCUGCAAAUUGGCAACGAUCCAGAAGAAAAUCUCCCUGUCUUUGCAAUAAGUUUAAGUCAGAAAUAUUCUGUUUCCACCACAUGAAGAAUGGACUAAAUUUCCUUUACUUUCAACCUGGUUCCACUGGGGACGAGCUUUAUUUCGUUUCUCUGAUAUUAAUACUUUGUUUUCUAGUUUUAAGGCCCAGUUUGAACAGUCACAACUUGAAUGAUAAUUUGCUUUGUGUACAUUAACCAAGACACUGUACCUAUAUAUGUAUAUAGAUAUUUUAUCGUCUAGAUAUAAGAGAUAUUUUUCUAUACUUGUUAGCAAAACAUUUCAGGGCCCUUCAUAGGAUUUGCAUAUGAUCAGGCCCGUAUAUUUUACUAAAAACACUUGGCAGGAAAGGGAAGAUUCUGUUAAGUAUUAGGAGAUAAUUGUACCUAAUGUGAUUAUUAUGAUAAAUUGUUUUUCUCAUUU
Molecule: messenger RNA, 3779 nt
Organism: Dendroctonus ponderosae (mountain pine beetle)
Lineage: Eukaryota; Metazoa; Arthropoda; Insecta; Coleoptera; Curculionidae
Product: zinc transporter ZIP13-like
Biological process (GO): intracellular zinc ion homeostasis; zinc ion transmembrane transport
Cellular component (GO): membrane
Molecular function (GO): zinc ion transmembrane transporter activity
Source: RefSeq, a predicted model, not a curated record